GAAAUCCUUCAACUACUCAACAAAGAGAAGUAGAAAAGAAAAAGGGAACCGAUUUCCAAAUUUUCGCCACCUCCGUUGUCUUGGAUCUCUUUCUUUCUUCUCAUCACUUCCUCUCCCUCUAAAGUUUUCACCUUCUUUUACUGAAGAGGAAGCUCUAAUCUUCUGAUAGCAAGGUUUCUCUUUUAGCUUCGAUUUGCUCUCUACGGAUCUCUAAAUCUUCUAAUUCGAGAAGAUGCUUCCUCUUUCGCUGCUCAAGACUGCUCAAGGGCAUCCCAUGCUUGUGGAGCUCAAGAAUGGAGAGACCUACAAUGGGCAUUUAGUAAAUUGCGAUACGUGGAUGAACAUUCAUCUGCGUGAAGUCAUCUGCACAUCAAAGGACGGAGACAGGUUUUGGAGGAUGCCCGAAUGUUACAUCCGCGGUAACACAAUCAAGUACCUUCGAGUUCCAGAUGAGGUGAUUGAUAAAGUACAGGAGGAGAAGACCCGUACAGAUAGAAAACCACCGGGGGUUGGACGUGGAAGAGGACGUGGUAUGGAUGAUGGAGGGGGCAGAGGCCGAGGCCGAGGAGCUCCAAUGGCGAAGAUGACUGGCAACAGAGGAGCAGGUCGUGGCCGUGGUUGAUGCCAACAACUUAUAUAAAAAGACUAUCCAGUCUCUGCUGCUGCUGCACUCGCAUUUUAAGAGUUCUCUUGUUUUUUUUUCUUUUAAAUCUUUGUGUUUUUAUUUCGUCUUUGAGCUGAAUAUAUAAAAUUAAAUCACAAUGAGCCGAAUAUAAAAAAAUUUGAAGCUGUUCUAAGCUUUUUGGUA
Molecule: messenger RNA, 808 nt
Organism: Raphanus sativus (radish)
Lineage: Eukaryota; Viridiplantae; Streptophyta; Magnoliopsida; Brassicales; Brassicaceae
Product: sm-like protein LSM4
Exons: 8
Coding region: 233-622 (129 amino acids)
Biological process (GO): nuclear-transcribed mRNA catabolic process; spliceosomal snRNP assembly; mRNA splicing, via spliceosome
Cellular component (GO): U6 snRNP; spliceosomal tri-snRNP complex; P-body
Molecular function (GO): U6 snRNA binding
Source: RefSeq, a predicted model, not a curated record